AUUCGUUUUCGACCAGUUUUACAUGUGUCCACAGCUCCAUGUAUGAGAGUGAAGAUCGGAUUUCGUGGAUUGACGCUGUUGUUGGAGAGAAAUUCUUUUAAAAUGUAGCACAAGCAUGGGAUCGAUAGGCUUUGUGUGUUUUGUGGUAAUUCUUGUAGUAUCAUCGGGUUUAGUUCAAUCGCUUCAAAGACGAUCGGAGGACUCAUCCAGGAAUUCAACGGCAUGUUCACAUUGUUCAGCUCCUACAAUCACUUCCAUUCUUGCAAACCAGACUGAAAUUGUUGGUAAAAAAAUUUUCUUGAAGUGCUAUGCUAAGGGACAUCCACUGCCAAAUAUUACUUGGUAUAAAGAUGGGAAGAGGAUUGACAGCUCAAACAAAGGAAGGAUUGUUAUUAGAAGCAUUGAUCAUGGUUCCAGGCUAAAAAUCAAAACUCUACACAAGACCGACAGUGGCAAAUACUACUGCAAUGCAACAAAUAGUGCUGGAGCUGCCAUUAGCAAUGCUGCAAGCAUCMUKGUCAAAGGUGUUGACUGGAAUAAGACAAUCAACACAACUCCCACCUCACCAUACAACACGGGUGAAUUCAAUUACCCCUUAACCCAACAUCCUGGCUACUGUGUUCACUAUACUGGAAAAAAGUGCUCUGCCUACAUCAACCGACACAAAAGUAUCCACAUCAAGCCAGACAGCCAACAAAGUGGAGUCGAGAAUAAACUUCAAAAUGCAUUAGAUUCGUUUUCAAAAUCAAAGCAACUUAGUGAUAAAUGUGAACCGUACGUAUUGCCUGUGCUGUGUCAUUUUUUAUUUCCUUACUGCGAUGAGUUAUCUGCUGACCCUAAACCACGAACGUUAUGUCAUGAAGAAUGUAAGUUAUUAAGAGAUGAUAUCUGUAUGAUGGAGUACAAGAUGGUCAGCACUUUACUACACGUGCUUAUCCCUGAUUGUGCAGUUUUACCAAAGAAAGACAGCCCAGCGGGAAAAAAUUGUAUCCCUCUGCCAUUAGUAUUUGCAAGACCUGUYAGGUAUAAGGAACAGAAAGGUGAUCGGUGUUUUAAUGGGACAGGACGCUAUUACCGUGGUAACGCCAGUAUCACCGAAAAUGGAUAUUCGUGUCAACGAUGGAAUUCCACAGAACCUCAUUACCAUCUCAUGUCACCUGCAGUCUAUCAUGAAUUGCGAGGGGGUCAUAAUUUUUGCAGAAACCCAGGAGGAAAGAAAGAUCGACCAUGGUGCUUCACGACGGAUGAGAAGAAGAGAUAUGAYUAUUGCGCAAUAUCGAGAUGUGAAGAAGAGGCACCUCCUAUACAUGUCGUUAGUAUCCUGUAUACAGUCAUCCCUUGUCUUAUAAUUGCUGUUGUCUUCUCAUCUGUUGUAAUWGUUAUUUGUUGGCGAUGUCACAAGCAAAUCAUUUACCAAGCCAACCAAUCAUCGACACCYUUGAUGCCUGUCGCUGUCAAGAAUGACUAUAAGAUCCAAGAAAUGAAGGAUUCUCUUCGAAUUCUGAAAGAUGUCGGCGAAGGAGAAUUUGGCAAGUUUUAUCAUUGUGAAAUCACAACACGAACAGAGGAGGGUGGUGUAGUGGUCAACCAAGUGUUUGUCUCGUCUUUAAGAAAAUCUCACAAUGAAUUCCUGCGUCGUGAAUUUUUACAGGACAAAGAAACAUGGGCCAAAUUUACACAUCCUAAUGUGUUACCAAUUGUUGCAAUAUGCAACCAAGGGUCACCAACGUACGUUCUUUAUGAGUACYUAGAGUGUGGAACAYUACAUGAGUAUCUGCUAAGACACGCUCCGAUYGAGGACUCGCUAGAUGAGAGCGAAGAAGACUCAUUGACUUUGUGGACUUACGAUCUGUUAUCGAUUGCUUAUCAGAUCGCUGCCGGGAUGAAUUACCUGAGCAGUAGUGAUUACGUCCACGGCGAUCUUGCUACUCGGAACUGCAUGAUAGGUGAACGUUUUGACGUUAAGAUCACUGACUUUGCGUCGACGCGUGUGGGUUACGCCCACGAUUAUUAUCGAUUACCAAACCGGCGGCCGCUGCCGGUAAGAUGGAUGGCCCCUGAGAGCAUUAAUAGCUACAGAUUCACUACAGAAUCAGAUAUAUGGUCCUUCGGGAUUGUUCUAUGGGAACUUUUUUCGUAUGGUGCUCAGCCGUACUAUGGACUAACCAAUGAACAAGUAAUUCAUAGUUUCAGAGAUUACGUCAUGUUACUGUGUCCUAUCGAUUGUCCRACUAGUGUUUAUGCCCUAAUGACAGAGUGUUGGGACAUUCUUCCACCGAGCAGACCCACAUUUAGUUCGAUCUAUAAAAAGUUAUGUGCGUUGAGAUGCGAGAGUUCUGUGACUGUACCUACUUGAAGAGAUCGAUGGAUGAGCAUGUAAAAUGAUGUGUUAAAUUGCCAUUGGUAACGUGCAUAGUGACGGCRUACAGUAAAGGCAUUMAUGUGAGGUCAUUUAGCACAAUUAUCAGUCAAGGUCAUUCAGUCGUUUGUUAAAAGUGAUCAUGCCUCUUAAAACAUCGGUUACGUGUAUAAACAAAUUAUGAAGACAUUCGGUUGCGYUGCAUGCUACAUGCGCCAUCGAUUUGGACUAUAGUAUUAACGCGGACGUUUGUACUGAAARGUUUUGUAAAGAGUGAGGACGUAGUAAGAGAAGGGUAAAAGUAGACGAAGUUAUUUAAGUAUUCAGGACUAAGACUUACCUUCGAUUUCUCAGACGAAUUGGUGUCAUUUAUAAGAACCAAUAGACUAGUCGUGCUAAGGACGUUGGUCUAAAACAAUGAAUAAGUGAAAAUAUGUUUGACUGAUUUCGAUUAAGAAUUUGAAAUUGGAAUGAUUAAUAUUAUCCUGUGUACAUGGUGCCAUUGCAAUUCGUCUGAGGAAGGGAAGAACUUAUUGCAUCUAAGCUGCCGCUGCAUAUAUCCAAGUUGUUGUUUAUCUGUCCUCUGAGUUUUGCUCGAAGGGAGUUACUGUUAUUUUUCUUCUAUAUAAUGAUCUGAACAUUUAGAUGACGAAUGAUAAAAUUCUUAUUUAGGUCUAAAGGUCUCUAAAAACUUCUAAGAAGCAUUUAGUCUGUGAUCACUUAAAGGGCCAUCAUCAACCAGCAUACAAUACAGUCGUGUCUUUAAGUCUCCAGUUGUACAGAAUAUCGGUCAUUUUGAGGUGACUUCAAAUAUCCGUUUACAAUCUGUUUCCAUUCGUUAGUUUUAUGAAGAAAUGGUGAAUUAUCUCUACUUUCAGAAUUUGUUUUGCUUGGAUUAAGAUAUGAUUGUAAUUCCAUGAAUAAAAGUGUAUGGGAUGCCGGUUGGUUAUAGCACUUGUUCGUAACUUCAAAUUAGUGAUCAAUUGCAGUCAUUUUCCUCUAAAAGAGGUUGCUACCAAAGAAGGCUUUGCAAAUUAUCGUGUUAUUUGGUCGCUUCUGGACCGUUAUUGCGCAUCACAUUACUGUAMAAAUACCUCUCGGAAUUAACAGUGUAAAUAUAUAUAAUUGGAAUGGUGAUCAGCGGCAAAAGAGACUGGACGAUUUGUACUUUGUACCAGCCAAUUAAAGAGUAAAAUAAGAGUAUAAGAUAUAGAUUCAUAAAUAAAAAAUACUGCCUCGAGUCUCGACUCGGGUAGAUCAUAWAUUACUUUUCA
Molecule: messenger RNA, 3633 nt
Organism: Exaiptasia diaphana
Lineage: Eukaryota; Metazoa; Cnidaria; Anthozoa; Actiniaria; Aiptasiidae
Product: inactive tyrosine-protein kinase transmembrane receptor ROR1
Exons: 10
Coding region: 116-2356 (746 amino acids)
Biological process (GO): positive regulation of kinase activity; protein phosphorylation; multicellular organism development
Cellular component (GO): signaling receptor complex
Molecular function (GO): ATP binding; protein binding; transmembrane receptor protein tyrosine kinase activity
Source: RefSeq, a predicted model, not a curated record